Hipposideros armiger (great roundleaf bat) is the source of this 2716-nucleotide messenger RNA. RefSeq names its product ubiquitin carboxyl-terminal hydrolase 43-like. Gene Ontology annotation, biological process: protein deubiquitination. Gene Ontology annotation, molecular function: cysteine-type deubiquitinase activity. Bases 309 to 2180 code for a protein of 623 amino acids. NCBI's taxonomy places the organism in Eukaryota, Metazoa, Chordata, Mammalia, Chiroptera, Hipposideridae. The record is from RefSeq and is a predicted model, not a curated record. The transcript has 6 exons.
CUGUAGGCUGGCGCAUAUUGAAAACUUCUGGGUAUUCGAGGGUCUGAAAGGGAAGCCCUUUUAGGUUGUAGAGGCAGACUAGAGGGCGAUCCUUUCAUAUUGUGGUGGAGGAAAGUUAGCAGCUCAGCUUUAGGCAUCGUCAGAAUAAGGGAUUUGUGUAAGAUGUUCAAGUGGAGUGACCUUCCAGCCAUUGAGAAAGUGCUGAGGCUGCAAUGGGAGCGUUGGCCUAUGUCCUCGCAGCAACCAAAAUCCUCAGCGGUCACAAACUCCCAAGGGAGUGAGUGGAGCGUGUUCAAAGGAAGAUUAGGAUGAAGCCUUCAGCAACAGCAGCUCCCCGGAUACCUGACCUCAGUUUACACUCAGUUUUGGACAUUUCUGUUUGGAAUAUCAAUGGUGGGGUUGGAGGCAGACCGCUGGACCCCGCAGCGAUGUGGGAAGAAGACUCCAUGCUUUCUGAUGGCUUUCUUCCUUGUUCUCUCCUCAGAGCUUUGCACCUCAGGAGGCCAGGAGGCCCCCCACACGUCAAACUGGCCAUUGAGUGGGAUAGCUGUGUCAAGGAGCGUCUGUUCGGGAGCCUCCCAGAGGAGCAGGUCCAGGAUGCGGACAGCGUGUGGCAGCAGCAGCAGGCUCACCAGCAGCACAGCUGUACCUUGGAUGAGUGUUUUCAGUUCUACACGAAGGAGGAGCAGCUGGCCCAGGACAAUGCGUGGAAGUGCCCCCACUGCAAAGUCCUCCAGCAGGGCACGGUGAAGCUGAGUCUGUGGACCCUGCCCGAUAUACUCAUCAUCCACUUCAAAAGGUUCUGUCAAGUGGGCGAGAGAAGAAACAAGCUCUUCACGCUGGUGAAGUUUCCACUCUGCGGCCUCAACAUGGCUCCCCAUGUGGCCCAGAGAAACGCUGGUCCCAAGCCGGGGCCAGGCCCCUGGCCUUCCUGGAAGCAGCCGGCCUGCUUGCCUACCAGCUACCCGCUGGACUUCCUGUACGACUUGUAUGCUGUCUGCAACCACCACGGCAGUCUGCAAGGUGGGCAUUACACAGCCUACUGCCGGAACUCUGUGGAUGGCCAGUGGUACAGUUACGACGACAGCACCGUGGACUCGCUCCUGGAAGAUGAAGUCAUUACCCGAGGGGCUUACAUACUGUUUUACCAGAAACGGAACAGCAUCCCUUCCUGGUCAGCCAGCAGCUCCAUGAGAGGUUCCACCAGCUCCUCCUUAUCUGAUCACUGGCUCAUGAGGCUCGGGAGCAAUAAUGGCAGCAUGAGGGGGAACCUGUGGUCUUGGAGCUCUUCUCCCAGCCCCUCCCGGCCCCAGGUGCCCUACCCACCUGUUUUCACAAAGAACCGCUCCAGGAAGGAAGAAGCAAAUGCCACCUUCUCUGCUAAGCGUGAAGAGAGUGGGCAAGCCAGCGAGAGAGUACUGGCCGAAGUUUCCUGCCCCUCGGGCCACCCCAACCACAGUGCAGGCACUGGGAUCGCGGGCAGUCUAAACACAGCAAGGAAACCAAAGGACAACGCAAGACAGGAUAUCAGGCUUCCCAGGCAGUUUGACCUGCCCCUCACGGUGAUGCCCUCCAUGGAGAAUGAGAAAGGAGCCCAGCCAGAGGGCCAGAAGGCCACCGACCGGAAGGGAAGUGGCCAGGCAGGGAGGGGCAGCAGAGCACCCUCCCCUGGGGAGGCUUCCCAAGCUGCGGCCUUAUCUAGAAGCAGUGGAGACGCUCACCGACAUCCCUCAGCCAAGGUCAGGGCUAAUGCACAAGGAGGGGACUCUGAGACAGACAGGUUCUCUCAGGGGACCUUCACCCUUCUGAGGUCUGUGUUUUGGAAGAAGAACAAGAAGCACGACAGGGGUGCGGCGGACCCCCAGGUGUCCCCAGUCUCACUGGGGAGCGGCCGGCUGAGCCCAGCCGUGGCCGAGCAGGCUCGAGGCUUGUCCCCUUCGCUGAGGAUCCCGGACAGUCUGGCCAGGGGCUCAGCCAGCCGCCUGGAGGGGGCUGUCCAGUCCACGCCCAGCUCUGUCCACCUCCCUCGAAAGGCCAGCAGGCCCACAAGGACCAGUGCCCUGAGCAUGUCCCAAAGGAGUGUUCCCAGGGAACAGACUUCUUUCAGCCCCUUGCAAAAGGUGAAAUACCACACUCUUUCCUUAGGUCGAAAGAAAACAUUACCAGAGUCCAGCUUUUGAUGGUGGAUUCCAGUAUCACGUGAAGCUGGCAUGCUCGCAACUCGGCAUGGAGCAGCUAUAAGGCAGCCUGUGUGGAGAGUGGGAUUUGGGGAAGCCAGUUGUCUUGUGACCCCUGAACAAUGAAAAUUUUUUGGUUUCGACAUCUAGAUUUCUAACACCUCUUAUCCAAAUACCUUCCUGUACUGUUGGCUGCUUUUAUACUUACAGAACACCAGAGGGUGCCUUGGAUCAGCAUUACUAUUUUUAGGCAAGAACUGAUGUUUUGUUUCAAUUCCAGGACCUGAGUACCUGCAUUAAAGAGCCACUGGAUGUGGGCAAACCUUACAGUGUAACACUUCAGGGAAGCCUAGUGAAUACGAAUCCUAAGUAUCAAGUCAAAUAUUGGCUUCUCCUAUUACAAAAGGUUUAAUUUAUUUAUUUCAUUUUUUAUUAUUUUUUUUUAUAGCUGAGCCAUCCUGCCACCUGUUGGCCAAAAUGUUUAAUUUAAAUAGUUGACGUUACAGGAAAAUCUUUUUCUUUUAAUGCUUCUCUGGGAU